Molecule: messenger RNA, 1266 nt
Organism: Emericellopsis cladophorae
Lineage: Eukaryota; Fungi; Ascomycota; Sordariomycetes; Hypocreales; Bionectriaceae
Product: 26S protease regulatory subunit 6B
Exons: 3
Coding region: 1-1266 (421 amino acids)
Biological process (GO): proteasome-mediated ubiquitin-dependent protein catabolic process
Cellular component (GO): proteasome regulatory particle, base subcomplex
Molecular function (GO): proteasome-activating activity; ATP binding; ATP hydrolysis activity
Source: RefSeq, a predicted model, not a curated record
AUGGGUGACGUAGCGGUGGACUCGGCCUCGAACAGCGUGCUCCCGCACAAGAAGGCUGCUCCCUCGACCAUACCCACCAUCGACAGCUUUGAGGGCCUACCGGUCGAGGGCGGCGACGAUUACGCUUCACUCAAGAAGCUCCAGAGGCAAUUGGAGUACAUCCACCUGCAAGAGGAAUACAUCAAGGAUGAGCAACGGAGUCUGAAGCGCGAGCUCGUGCGCGCGCAGGAGGAGAUCAAGCGGAUCCAGAGUGUGCCGCUGGUGAUCGGCCAGUUCAUGGAGGCUAUUGACCAGAACACCGGUAUCGUCCAGUCCAGCACAGGGUCCAACUACGUCGUCCGCGUCCUGUCCACACUCGACCGCGAGAAGCUCAAGCCGUCUUCCUCGGUCGCGCUGCACCGCCACUCCAACGCUCUCGUCGAUAUCCUCCCGCCAGAGGCGGACUCCUCCAUCGCCAUGCUCGGCGCCGACGAGAAGCCCGACGUGACGUACGCCGACGUCGGUGGGCUGGACAUGCAGAAGCAGGAGAUUCGCGAGGCCGUCGAGCUACCGCUGACACACUUUGACCUCUACCGGCAGAUUGGCAUCGACCCGCCCCGCGGUGUGCUGCUCUACGGGCCCCCCGGCACGGGCAAGACCAUGUUGGUCAAGGCUGUCGCCAAUUCGACAACGGCCAGCUUCAUCCGCGUCGUCGGCUCCGAGUUUGUUCAAAAGUACCUCGGCGAGGGCCCUCGCAUGGUGCGCGACGUCUUCCGCAUGGCCAGAGAGAACUCGCCCUCCAUCAUCUUCAUUGACGAGAUUGACGCCAUUGCCACCAAGCGCUUCGACGCCCAGACCGGCGCCGAUCGCGAGGUCCAGCGUAUCCUGCUCGAGCUCCUCAACCAGAUGGACGGCUUCGACCAGACGUCCAACGUCAAGGUCAUCAUGGCCACCAACCGCGCCGACACUCUCGACCCGGCGCUGCUGCGUCCCGGUCGUCUGGACAGGAAGAUUGAGUUCCCGUCGCUGCGCGACCGUCGCGAGCGACGUCUCAUCUUCUCGACCAUUGCCGGCAAGAUGAGCCUGGCGCCCGAGGUCGACCUCGACAGCCUGAUUGUGCGCAACGACCCCUUGAGCGGUGCCAUCAUCGCGGCCAUCAUGCAGGAGGCUGGUCUGCGGGCCGUGCGCAAGAACAGGUACAACAUCAUCCAGAGUGAUUUGGAGGACGCGUACUCGAGCCAGGUGAAGGGGGCGCAGGAUGAUAACAAGUUUGAUUUCUACAAAUAG